Messenger RNA from Danio aesculapii, 714 nucleotides. Its product is annotated as sorting nexin-16-like. Bases 5 to 445 code for a protein of 146 amino acids. Gene Ontology annotation, molecular function: phosphatidylinositol binding. Gene Ontology annotation, biological process: protein targeting to lysosome; early endosome to late endosome transport; endosome to lysosome transport. NCBI's taxonomy places the organism in Eukaryota, Metazoa, Chordata, Actinopteri, Cypriniformes, Danionidae. The transcript is spliced from 4 exons. Gene Ontology annotation, cellular component: late endosome; extrinsic component of endosome membrane; early endosome. The record is from RefSeq and is a predicted model, not a curated record.
GGAGAUGUUUCCUGCAUUUGGAUUCGUCCUUCCACCCAAGCGCUGGUUCAACAACUUCAGCGCAGAAUUUCUAGAAGAACGACAAUCGGGUUUACAAGAUUUUCUGCAGAAGCUGGUUGAUGAGAAAGAUGUGAUAAAUAGCAUGGCAGUCAGAGAAUUCUUAUGUCUGGAUGAUCCACCAACGGCUUUUGAUGCUCUUAGAGAAAGACAGGCCUUCUGUGAGACAGUGGAAGGGACUGACCGCUGCCUUCAGAGAGAUUUCAUGGUUGACGAGAGAGAGAGAAAUGAGUCCAUGAGAACCAUCCUGCUGCACAAAGAGCUCCAAAUUAGCCAUCCUGAGAGAACAAAGAAGGGCCACGGAGCGUGCUGGUGUGGAUCAGCGACUGACAGCCCAGAAAAACACAGUUGCGGAGGACCAGUCCAAAAAAUUCAUCAAAUGGAAUAAGAAAGGGGAAAAGACCCUUUCUUAAAAAGAAGACGGAAAAAAAGCUGUUUGUCUUGGAUUAAAUUAAAGUUAAUCUGCGCCAGGAAAUGAUUUGUACAACUAAGAGAUGUGGUUUAAAAGGUUUAAUAAGGUGUGAGUGCAUUUGUGAUCCUGUCAGUUUUGCUUUCUAGAGAUUUUAUAGAACAUCUGUGUCAAACUCACACUAUAGGAGCCAAACACAUAACGCCAACUCUGUAAACUCUUGUUUACAUUCUCUGUUUUAAGUGUGU